Molecule: messenger RNA, 1517 nt
Organism: Gopherus flavomarginatus (Mexican gopher tortoise)
Lineage: Eukaryota; Metazoa; Chordata; Testudines; Testudinidae
Exons: 3
Coding region: 14-886 (290 amino acids)
Source: RefSeq, a predicted model, not a curated record
UGAGCAUCUGUCAAUGAGUGACGGCACCUCCUGCUCCUGCCCCAUGGAAACCAUGGUGCCAGGACGGAUGCCCAGGGUUGGAAUCCUGCUGCUGUCCCUUCUCCUCUGCUUCGGGCCAGAGACCACCAGGAGCAUCAACCCGGAUGCACUCAAAGUGAUUGUGAAUUAUGUUGAUAGCUUUCGCCCUGACAGUAAUAACCAAUACGCAGCCGCAGUGAGCCUGCCUCAGGCAGCGUGUAAUCUCCUCGAGGAGCAGCAGCUGAGGGAGUACCUGAGUGAGGAGGAGCUGAAAGAGAUGAAGGCAAAACUCAACAGCAAGGAGCUGUUUGAGGGCCAGAACAUUGUGGCUGCCCGGCCCAAAUUCCAGAAAAAGAAGCCCACCCUGCACUCUGAGUUCCUGCUGCUCAGCCCAGACCAGAAUGGCAUCAGCCCCAUCUCCCGCCUCUUGGACAAGACCAGGGACCAGAGGACUUGCCCAGAAACCCAUGUCCCAGGCAAGGAAUGCGGCAACAACUGCUACCAGAAGUGGUCCCCGGACCAACCUUGUGGUUGGAACAGCUGCCUCAUCUUCUUCACCAAGUAUUCGCCGUGCCUGGGCACCUGCCUUAACAGCUCAAACUGCUUAUACAUCCGGGACCUCAUGGAUGGGGUCUUUGGUGCCAUCAAUAACAACUUCCGGGCGUUGGCCUUCCGGCAGGUCUACCCACAAGACAUGGCCCAGAAGCAGAAGGCAUUGUGGGAAGCCUGGCAAACCAUCCAAAACGCCCCAAUGUACAUGUGUGAUAACAACGGCUGUGCCAGCUGUGAGGAGAAGAUCCUCAGCCAAAACCCCUGCCUCAAGGGGGUGCCAGAGAUGAGGGCCAUGCCACAGAGAGCCCACGAGUGAUGGGAUCCCAGUGGGGAUGAAUUGGCUGGCUGGGAUACAACCAGUUAACACACCAGUCAAUUCAUCUCCCUAACACGCCCCUCUGUCUCUCUGUCACAUCCCCUAUCUAGCCAUCUCCAUAGAUACCGGGGGGGUGGCAAUUCCUCCCCAUUGCUCUCAUUUCUAGGGUGCCCACCACCCUGCUACAGCAGUCCUGGAUUUGCCCGGCAAUCUUUCUCGCUCUAUGUGGUGCCGCAGCUAUAUCGGUGUCAUGUGGGUGCAAUUCUAGCAUGGAGCUCUUAGUCCAAACAAGGGUGGCACAGAUGAGAUGUGUCAGUGGAUGGGGCAGAUGGGGAGCAUGAUAGUGUUGGUGUCACUCUGGCAUAAUCCUAGGUAACUCGGAAAGGGGGUAGACCACAAGUGUCAAUGAAGCCCUCCUGUUGUAGGCCUCAAUGAACCAAUGUUCCUCCAUGUUCAACACUUUGUGUAACCUAGUGUAACCGAAUGUACUAAUAGUUGCAAAAAUGUAAUGUUAGCAGUUAGCUUUUGGUUGUAACAGCCAGUUCUCUGCUGUAAUACAUUGAAGCUAGGCUAAAGCAAGUUUCAAGGCCACUUUUAGAUACAGCAUACAUGUCUCUGCAGUAGAAAGGGG